Messenger RNA from Drosophila obscura, 2082 nucleotides. RefSeq lists its product as uncharacterized. The record is from RefSeq and is a predicted model, not a curated record. Gene Ontology annotation, cellular component: chromatin; nucleus. The transcript has 3 exons. Gene Ontology annotation, biological process: chromatin remodeling; regulation of DNA-templated transcription. The coding region runs from base 365 to 1936 and encodes 523 amino acids. NCBI's taxonomy places the organism in Eukaryota, Metazoa, Arthropoda, Insecta, Diptera, Drosophilidae.
CAGCACGAAAUUAAACAUUAGAUAGCGAUGGAAACGAUUUAUCCGUUUUUAUCCGUCGAGUUUUGCAGUGUUAAAAACGCUUUUUCCACAGUCGUUGUGUGCUAGUGUUGGAAAAGAAUUAAUCGUGUUUUGUGUCGUGUUGCAUUGGCAACACAAAUCGAUGCUUUCGCAUCUCUAGCAUAUCAUGACAGAGUCAGAAUUUUUUAUGUGCUCAAUCGAAGAAAUUAAAAAGUUGUGAAAAGUGAAAAAAAAGAUUUGGUAGCUAAAAAAACAAAAAAUUUCUUUGCUCAGAUUAAUUUUAUUCUGCGUUACUCUAUUUGGCUAUCAACUUUAAUAUAAUUAGUCAAAUUGACAAGCCUUAACAAUGGCUCCUUCGCAUGGUCAAUACACAAAUAAGAUACACUAUAUAAAAAAAAAGAUACUCGAAGAGCUGACAAAGAAGCAAUAUGCACAAGUUUUCAUGCGACCCAUGAACGAGCGCGACCCGGACUAUCAGCUAAUCAAAAGGCACAUGGACCUGGGCACAAUCAUCACUCGGGUGCAGAAUCGACUCUAUCGAAAUGCAAAUGAAGCAAUAGUGGAUCUGAGGCUUGUCUAUCAGAAUUGGAUAGCGUUAAAGACGCCAAAUACAGCCCUUUGCCGCCCUGGCAAUCAAUUGCAGAAAUUCGUGGAAAACAAGCUGGGGCAAAUGCCAUGUGGCGCUGAGUUUGAGCUCAAUAAGGAUCCCAGGAUGACGGUCAAGUCCAUCCAGGAUUUUCCCUGGCUGCAGAUAAAUAGUACAGAGCCAAUGACACAUCAUCCAACAUUUAAUCCAAAUAAAAAAGAGACUGUAAAUGAGAAAAUUGUUCCUGCGCGUGGGAAAGCUGUGCCUGUGGCUGUGAAAAGAGAACCUGUGGUUGUGAAAAGAGAGCCUGUGGCUGUGAAAACUGUGCCUGGGCGUGUGAAAAAAGAGCCUGUGGCUGUGAAAAUUGUUCCUGCGCGUGGAAAAGCUGUGCCUGUGGCUGUGAAAGGAGAACCUGUGGCUUUGAAACAUGUUCCUAUGCGUAUAAAAAUCGAGCCUGUGGAUGAGGUUGAAUAUAUAACAGAGCCCAUAGAUAAUCCAAUGCUGCCCAUGGAGCCUGUCCGGGCUUCUGUGAUAACAGAGCCUGUCCAUGAUCACCCAAUGCCAGUGCAAGCAGAGCCUAUGGAACCCAACUGGAUGAAUGUGAUCGAGCCUGUGGAUGAUCCUAUAGAUCUUGAAGCAGAGCCCAAUGAAGAGGAUGAAUCAUUGCGUACAAUCACCAAAAUCCUGGGCAAAGAGCAGCUGAAUUACUACCUUCAGGCACCGGAACAACCCAUCGAUGAUGCUGAUCCUGAUGACACCAGCACAGCGCAAUUUGAAGACAACUGCAAGAUGUGGGACAGAGGCGUCGAUGAUUUGACAUCGUAUGAGCUACAGAUUGUCAUGCAUAUAGUGGUGCAAAAUAAUAUGCCAGCCACUAUUAAGAACGGCAAAGUGGAAUUUAACAUAACGAAAUUCUCCCCCCAAGUUAUAUCCCUGAUAAAGGAGGCUCUGUUUCUGAGCAGGCGCAGCCAGCAGUUUCAAUUGCCGCAAUUAAUGACUGCCGAUGACCAGAAGCUCAUGACGGACAGCCUGCAAACGCAGUUGGGCGAAAUCACAGCGAAAUUGUCAUCAAAACGGACGGGCGCUAAAAGGAGCCAUCCCAUUAACACUGAAAAUCAGCAAAUGGAAUUCUCCGGUCCAGCGGCAUUGGCCAAGAUGGCAUGUCUAUCCGAUGACGAGGAGGAGAGGGAGGAGGAGGAACCCACUAAAAAAAAGAAGAAAACUCAUCACCAUAAACAUCAUAAAAGAUCGAAGAAAGAGCGGGAAGUCAAAGUCGAAAGCCCAGUAAAAAUAUCCCAUAAAAUAUUCAAAAUUAAUUCAAAUCAAGACUAAGAAUCGUGAAGGUAAUGAACAAAGUUCUCCAUCAACCACAAGUCAGAAAAUAAAUUCAAGUUAAGAGUUCACAAAAAAACAGAGGAGGUAAAACCAUAUCUUGUCGGAAAAACGCCCAACGUUUAGACAAACUAGGAAGUUUGUAA